AUGAAUGAUUUGAAUCAUUUGAAAAAUGGCAGUUUGUUUCUGUUUUAUUUUUCUACAAAAAUUAUUAUAAAAAUGGAUAGCGACUUAGAGUUUGUUAAUGUUUCAAUCAGGAUCAAACCUGUAUUGUAUAAAGAUGACAUAACUUCAUGUUUGAAGAUUAUCAGCAAACAACCACCAGUACUGUUUAUGAUAGAUCGAUCGCAAACAUACAAUUUUGACAAUAUAUUUACUGAAGAAGUCAGUCAAGAAAUUGUUUAUAAUGAAACUGUUAAACCACUGGUGGAUUACGUUAAACAAGGUUACAACUGUACAGUAUUUGCUUAUGGUCAGACUGGAACGGGCAAAACUUACACUAUUGGUACAAACUCUAAUGUGCUGAAUGAAACUGAUUUUGGGUUAAUUCCCAGAACUCUGAAUCAGUUUUUUGAAUAUAACAAUGAUAUUGACUCCGAAGUUGAAAUAUCACUCUCCUUCAUUGAAAUAUAUAAUGAAAAAGUAUUUGACCUAUUACAGAAUGAUAAUAAGCCCCCUUUGCAGGUUAAAGGUCUAAAAGCCCAAGGAUUCUGUCAAGAAAAAGUUUUUAAUUUGUUUGAAGCCAGACAUUUUUUGAAAAUAGGAAAUAAAAAUCGACACACUGCUGGAACCAAACAAAAUGCUCAGAGUUCGAGAUCUCAUGCAAUUUUUACCAUUUAUUGCAAAGUCCGUCACAAGGAUAGUGAAACGCUUGCCAAACUGAAUCUGGUGGAUUUGGCUGGUUGUGAGAAUGUUAGGAAAACAGGUACAGAAGGAGAUGCAUUUCAUGAAGGCGUGAAUAUAAACAAAGGUCUCCUCUCAAUUGGACAAGUUAUGACCGCCCUGUCGAUGAACUCCAGUUUCAUUCCUUACAGGCAGUCUAUUAUAACUUCUAUAUUGCAAGAUUCAUUAAACCGACAAAACUUUAUAUCUUUAAUAGCCUGCAUCAGCCCCUUAACUGAAGACUCAACAGAAACUUUACAGACAUUAGAUUUCGCUCAGAGAGUCAAAAAAAUGAAAAACAAACCUGAAGUGAAUGAAAUUGUAACUCGUUACAAAAAAGAAAAUCCAACUUUAUUUGUAACAUCCAGAACAAGCAGUACUCCUUUCAAAAGACCAGCUUUACCAAAUCAGACCCCAAGACCAACGAAAAAAUUGAAACGCCAGCCCUUGAAUGUGAUUGAUGAACCCGACCAUAGCCCAAGUUUGAAGUCGUUUUGUUCAAAUAAUUCAAAUAGCGUCUCUUCAAUAUCAAGUACUGCUUCGGCUCUUUCUAAUUUAGAUCCAGCACAAUCAAAUUUGAGCCCCGUUAUUAAGAAGUAUAUGACUGCCAUGGAAUCGUCGCUCAUGGGAAAACUAGAAUUAGUAAUAAAGAGCACUUUGAAAAGACCUAGCAGAGAAUCAUAUUUGACAGAAGAAGCGUCGAAACAGGAUAUGAAAGAAAAUAUAAAUUGUACACCAAUGAUGCCUUGGAAUGAAAUACAAAGCGAAGUUUCAAAAAUUGUACGAUCAGAGAUAGCACAGUUGACUUCAAGAAGCACCAGGGCUGCGAGUAGUCCUAUAGACGUGAAAGAAAACCUUGAUAAUAUCAAAAAAGUAUUGAAUUAUGGAAGUCCUUUGGAAGACAGCAUUGGAACUAAUUAUAAGUCGAAUACAGAGGAAAACGUUCAAUUCAAAAUUCCUGAACGGCCUGUUGAAAAAAGAACAAAAGUGAAGCCUCAACGUACCCCAUCCAUUUCUCCUAUAGAAACUGUAAAAAUCAGACGCAGUAUUAGAUUGUCUAUGAAGAAAUGCAAUAAUAACAAUUCUCAACAGUUUAACCUCUCGGAUGUAAACUAUUGCCUGGAAGGCUUCGAAAACCUGGAAAUGUCAAUGAAAAGCAAUUUUAAAGACGAUUCUUUAGACGACUUUUAUCAUGGAAAAAGAAGAAGCAUUCGGGUAAAAGAUCAAAGUAAAUUGAAGGAAUNGACAACAUAUACGCGGCUUCUUUGA
Messenger RNA from Leptinotarsa decemlineata (Colorado potato beetle), 2004 nucleotides. It is a transcript of the gene nod, whose product is annotated as no distributive disjunction. The record is from RefSeq and is a predicted model, not a curated record. Gene Ontology annotation, molecular function: microtubule motor activity; ATP binding; microtubule binding. Gene Ontology annotation, biological process: microtubule-based movement; mitotic spindle organization; spindle elongation. NCBI's taxonomy places the organism in Eukaryota, Metazoa, Arthropoda, Insecta, Coleoptera, Chrysomelidae. Gene Ontology annotation, cellular component: microtubule associated complex.